Emiliania huxleyi CCMP1516 is the source of this 1626-nucleotide messenger RNA. RefSeq names its product AMP-dependent synthetase and ligase. Bases 1 to 1626 code for a protein of 541 amino acids. The record is from RefSeq and is a predicted model, not a curated record. Gene Ontology annotation, biological process: fatty acid metabolic process. The transcript has 6 exons. Lineage: Eukaryota; Haptophyta; Isochrysidales; Noelaerhabdaceae. Gene Ontology annotation, molecular function: medium-chain fatty acid-CoA ligase activity.
AUGCGCAAUUUGGCCGGCCUCCUGCACCGCCGUGCUCAGAUGGCGGCCUCCGCACCCGCCGUCGGCGUCGGAAACCGGGUCCACCAGAGCUUCGGCCAGCUCUCUCUCCGAUCUGCGCAGCUGGCCGAGACGCUCCGCUCGGAGCACGGCCUCUCGGCCGGCGAUACGGUUGCGCUGAUGAUGCACAACGUGCCCGCCUUCUUCGAGGUCUUCUGGGGCUGCCUGCACGCCGGGCUAACAGUGGCGCCGCUCAACGCCAAGCUGCACGCGAAGGAGAUCGCCUUCUGCCUUGGCCGCUCCAGCGCGCGGGCCGUCUUUGCGGACGGCAAGCUACAGUCCACUGUCGAGGACGCCGUCGAGCAGGCGGGUGGGACCUCGAGCGGCGUUUCGCUCCUGCGGGUCGGCGACGAGCAGUACGCGUCGCUCUUCGAGAGCGACGCUGCGCGCGCGCUCGAGGGCGCGCCGGCGCACGCGCUGCUCGACCGGGUGGCUGCGGUGGAGGCAGGCUCUCCGGCGUGGCUCUUCUUCACCUCUGGCACGACCGGCAUGUACCACAUCCCGCACCUCGCCGCGGGCGCGUGCAACGUCGUCCCCGCCUCGGCCGCCUUCGACCCGUCCGAGGCGCUCGGCCCCGCGCCGCCGCCGCCGGGGGCGGGAGGUGCGAGUCGGGAGGGGCGAGCCUCGCCCCUGCCGCAGGUGCUCCACGAGCUGCUGCCGCGCUGGGCGGGCGCCUGCACCUUUCUCGCGCCGACGAUGCUCCACCGGCUCUGCGAGGCUGACGCGGCGAGCCGCGCGAGCGGCGAGGCGCUCGAGCAUCUUCGGACGGUCGUGGUGGGGGGCGGGCCGCUGCACGUCGAUCUGCUGCGGCGGGCGAUGGGGAGGUUCGGCGAGGACCGGAUCGUCCAGGUGUACGGGAUGGGCGAGUGCCCUAUGACCAUCGCGCACCUCGGGCGGCAGUGGCAUCGCGGGGCCGACGAGGCGUUGCUGCGGUCGGUCGGUUGGCCGUUCUCGCACGAGGUGGAGGUGAUGGUGGCGGGCGAGCAGGGCGAGAGGCUGCCGCACGGCUCCAUCGGCGAGGUGUGCGUGCGCGGCUCGCCGGUGAUGUCUGGCUACCUCGGGGACGAGGAGGCCACCCGCCGAACCUUCUUCCCCGGAGGCUGGCUCCGGACAGGCGACUCGGGCCGCCUCGACCCGACCCGCGGCUGCCUCACCCUCGAGGACCGCAUCAAGGACAUGAUCAUCCGCGGCGGCUCCAACAUCUACCCGCGCGAGGCGACGGCUCGGCCGCACCCUCCCCGCACAGCCCGAGAUGUGGAGGAGGUGCUGCUCACACACGAGGCCGUGUCCGAGGUCGCCGUCGUUGGGGUGCCGCACCUCGAGUGGGGCGAGGAGGUGGCGGCGGCGCUCGUGCCGCCGCCCGGCACGCGGCGCGAGGCGAGGGAGGCGCUCGAGGCGGAGCUGGACGAGCUGUGCCUCGCCUCGCUCGCGCGCUUCAAGCGGCCGCGCGCCUACCACUGGCUCGACGAGCUACCCAAGAACAGCACGGGCAAGGUGCUCAAGCGGGAGCUGCGCGAGCUGCUCGCCGAGAAGGCGGCGGGCGAGGAGCCGGCGGCCGCCGCCGCGUGA